AUGCUCGUCUCCUUCAACUCGGUCCGCGCCCGACCUCGCGUCGUCCUCCUCUCCCUCCUCCUCUUCUCCUUCCUCUCCUGGUCCCUCUGGGUCGGCGGGCGGCGACGGCCUCGUGUCCUCGACGCCGCGACGCUCCGAGCUCGAUUCCCUCUCACCUGGAAUCAUGUCCAUUCGUUCAACGGAACCGGCGGCGCCUGGUACAUCCCCCCCGAAUGGAUCGGCCGGGAUCAGCACCCGCCGCGGACCAUCCUCGAGGCCGCCCGUCUGGCCUCGGAUGCCGCCUCCUCCCACCGCGGCCGCCAGGUGGCCCUCUCCAAGAUACCCCUGAUCGUCCACCAGACGUCCCGCUCGGCGAGGAUGGACACGUGGAAGGCCGACGUCCUGCCCUGGGUCGAGCGGUGGUUGCGCCACGCCGUCGAGCCCGAGGGCGCGAGCCCCAUGGCCUACCUCUUCUGGGACGACGAAGGGAUCCUCGCCUUCAUGCGCGAGCGCGAGCCCGAUCUCGUCGACGACUUCAACGCCAUGUUCACGCCCGUCGAGCGGGCCGACAUCUUCCGCGUGCUCGCAUGCCAGUACUACGGCGGUGUCUACGCCGACGUCGACACGGAGCCUCUGAGGCACCCGGCUGAUUGGAUCCACCCGUCCGACGUCUCCCGCUGGACCGACGACGUGACGGGGACGAGCUACGGCAUGGUGAUGCCGCCCAGCGACUUCCCCGACGCCCUGCCGAGCAACACGCAACCCGUGAGCCUUGUCUGGGGGCUCGAGGCGGACACGGACCCCGACCUCGACACCUACUGGCGCAUGGGCUACUCGUACCCCGUCCAGGUCACCCAGUGGGCCCUCGCCUCGGCUCCGAGGCACCCGGCCCUCGCCCAGUUCAUGACGAACCUGAGGGCCCACGUCGCCGCCUCCAAGUCGGCGACCGACGAGGCGACCGAGGACCUCGACCCGCUGACGCGCACCGGCCCCGCCGCCGUGACGCUGGCGACCAUGACCUGGCUCGAGGCCGAGGUCGGCUUCCGGUGGAACGCCUUGACGGGGCUCAAGGACGGCGGCAAGUCGAAGCUCGUCUCGGACGUGCUGGUGCUCCCCAUCACGGGAUUCAGCCCCGGUCGCGGCAAGUACGGCAACAUGGGCUCGAAGCCCGUCACCGACCCCGACGCGAGGCUGCACCACCACGCCCUGGGCUCCUGGCGACACUUUGACCUCGUCGUCGAGUACGGCAAGUUCUGCCGGACCAUGUUUGGGCUCUGCAAGGACUGGUCCAAGGUCCCGGCGUAG
Molecule: messenger RNA, 1284 nt
Organism: Drechmeria coniospora
Lineage: Eukaryota; Fungi; Ascomycota; Sordariomycetes; Hypocreales; Ophiocordycipitaceae
Product: glycosyl transferase
Exons: 4
Coding region: 1-1284 (427 amino acids)
Biological process (GO): protein N-linked glycosylation
Cellular component (GO): mannan polymerase complex
Molecular function (GO): alpha-1,6-mannosyltransferase activity
Source: RefSeq, a predicted model, not a curated record